Sclerotinia sclerotiorum 1980 UF-70 is the source of this 144-nucleotide messenger RNA. RefSeq lists its product as hypothetical. NCBI's taxonomy places the organism in Eukaryota, Fungi, Ascomycota, Leotiomycetes, Helotiales, Sclerotiniaceae. The record is from RefSeq and is a predicted model, not a curated record. The transcript has a single exon. Bases 1 to 144 code for a protein of 47 amino acids.
AUGACAGAAUUGAAGGAGAAAUCGCUUCUUCAAUAUAUAUUGGAUAUGGAUGAAAGAGGGUUUAGUCUUCGAAUAAGUGAUAUAGAAGAUAUAGUGAAUUAUAUACUCGAAAUGCAGGGUACGAAGAAGAUUGGAAAGCUCUAG